Molecule: messenger RNA, 791 nt
Organism: Eruca vesicaria subsp. sativa (arugula)
Lineage: Eukaryota; Viridiplantae; Streptophyta; Magnoliopsida; Brassicales; Brassicaceae
Source: the annotation of a GenBank genome assembly
AAAGAUUGAGAUUGUCAUUUCUAGCCACUGAUAUUUUGAAUCGUAUGGCCUAAAAUCAAUAUUUCUCAUCUAAGUCAUUCUAGUAUGUUCUCAUCAUAACUCAACUCUCUCUCUCGCCUAAGUUAGAAGAAACACAAGAGCAAAUUAGCAGAGCUCAACUCGUGUUAGAUUCAACCCUCUUUCUCAACCAUGAUGAAACCCUCGUCGACGAAGCGUGACGCAAGUCAGAGUGAGAGGACCUAUGGCGGAUUUGGUGAAGAGAACCCACGGCGGAUUCGCCGAAGAGAACCCACGGCGGAGACGGUGAAGCGCAUGAGCUGCGGCGGAGGAGGUGUGACAGACUCGUCUCUGGUCAAACUCUGCUUUGACUUCACCUCCUCAUCACCACAGAUCUGCGAAGAUAAUAAUGAAACAGGAAGGAGAAGGGGUGGUGUGACGGCAAGCGUAGUGUACUGGGAUGGUGGUGCGGCGGUGCAGCGAUGGUGGGGCGGUGCAAGCUAAGUUUUGAUUUUUAGGGUCUUUUUGGUUUAGUUUGAUCAAUUAGUUUAAAUUUUGUAAACCGAUUCUAAUUUAUAAAAUAAUUUUGAUAUAUAAAAUUAUUUUAGUUUCUAAUUUGUAUUUUGUAAUUUUUUUUUCUAUUUGUUUGGGUUAAUACUGUUCCAUAGUUAUAGAAACUUUGUAGCUAAAGUUGUCUCUAAUUGCAAUAGAAGGAGUUGUUGUCACAUUGUCACUAAUUUGCUACGAAUAUUUCUCUUGCUAAUCCGUCUCUAGCUGGCUACAGAUUAGCUACA